UGGUCCAUGGAGACAAGGGACGCCCGGGCGGUUACUAUGCAGAAAUUAAGCACUGAAGGGCUGGAAGUUGGCAACAUGUGGCCGUUUUAUGUCGCCUAACUUAUGUGAAACUGUAUUAGGCUAUGAAGAGUGUCGAAAUAUAUCUAUUGAGCACUUUAAUUUCGAAGUGCAUCGUUUGUAGUUAGCUAGCAAACAUGGUUUUAGCCUUUAGCUAGCUGACGCUGCUGUCUCCAACACAGGAUGAAACAGCCCAGGAUUGUGUUAGCUGCCGUUAAAAUGACAUGUAAACAUGUACCAGUAUAUAUAUGGAAGUGUAUUAAGUCAUAGUUAACCAGGCAGGUAGGAAGAGUCAGCUUAAAGAUGUGGAAACGAGGCGGCGGUCGAAGCUCCGCUCUGGACCGAGCCCAGGCGCUGCUGUCCGCCAAGAGGAGCAGCAGAGGAGACGCUGAGUCUGAGCAGGAGUCCACAGCCAAAACACGGGGACACACAGGUGCUGUUGGUGGGUCUGUGAAAACCAGACCUGCUUUCCCAGAUCCACACUUGUUAUUGUCAGAUCUGAGUGACCUGUCCUCGGUGAGCUCAGCGCCUGGGCAUGGAGCUGCUGACCUCCUGGGCUCUGCCACUCCUGCUGCUGCAAAGACUCAGGGGAGAGAGGGAGAUUCUACCAAGGACCUCAGACCUCAGAGCUCGCUGGGUGGAGGAGGGAGCAGAUUCUUAAAGAAAGCACCACCACCUGCAGCUAACAGCAGCCAGUCGCCUGUCAGGAGGGGCCAAAUGCAGCAGGACCCUGAACCCAGAUAUGUGACAUCUUCCCAGCGAAGCUCCCAGACUGCUGCUCUGAGUAGACUGGCUCAAAUUGAGAGCCGCAUCCGCAGCCGCAAGCAGGUUCAGGAGCCAAAAUCUGCUGAGAAUCUAAACUCUGACUUUGGAAUCUCACCACCACCAGUGGCCCAGUCCCUGGAGGCUCCUGUGCAACUCUCAGCGCAGUCCAGCAGUGACCAGAGCCUGAGGGGAAUACGUUUCCUCAAGAGCAAGACAGACACAGCUGGUAACAAUAGUAAUAUGUCUCUAGAAGGCAGAGAUGUUAGUGCCAGGUCCAGGUCCAGGUCCAGAGCUGCUCAUGUCAUAGGUCCUUCAGCUGGUUUGGAGAAGAGGUCAGUGAGAGGAGUGAGAGGAGUGAGUCUGGAAAGUGAUGAAGAGGAUAUGAGGAAACUGCUUAGAGACUCAAUGGAUUCAUCAGACAACAGCUUCUUCAUACCAGAGAGACCCUCCUCCACCAGAGCAGCAGACAAGAUGUUGAGCAGAAGCAGUCACAGGGUCCACUCCUCACCUCCGCCCACUGCUGUCCUUCCCUCAUCCUCCAACACAGCACCUCCUCGCUCCCCUGCCUCCCCUUCUCUCCGUGGCUCUCCUUUUCGAUACACCGGUCAGGCUCAGGCCCACUUCAGCCCCUCUGUGCUCUCCCCAGCCUCGUCUCCUCCCCGUGCCUCCCCAUCUCCUCCACAGAGGCUGAACUCCCCUCAUCACAGGGUGGGGAGUCCACAGCGUUCACUCUCCUCCAUGUCAGGCCGCAGUGAGGUGCAUUCUCUGGAGGAGCUCUUCUCAGUUGGGCCUGGUUUUGAAGAUCCCCACAGUGAGAUGAGUUCAGUGAGCUCUGAAGAUGGACAACAAGACUUCAAGAUAAAUGUGAUGACAUUAGACGACUUUGUUCCUGCUACUCUUGGAUUUACUGAGGAAACUCCAGGAAAGGAGCUGCCUAAACGGAAAGAAGCAAAACCCAGUGCCCCUCUUCCUGGAUCCCCUAACAAACAUCGCCAGGGGCUAGGUUUAAAGAAGAUAAAGCAGAAAGAGGAGCCACAGCUGCAGCAGCAGGAUGAGGACUCGUUGGACUACCAAAGUGACUUUGAGAGUGAGAGCAGGACAGAGCCAGAUUACAGUGCCAGCCAGGUGUCAGAGCACUUGCAGGGAGAGGGAGAUGAAGAGGAGGUGGUGUCAGAGGUCAGAGAGGAGGAUUUGGAUUCAGACGCGUCCCGCAGUCGAAGGACAAAAGACGAUUACUCAAGUACUUUCUCAGACACAAGUCGCUCCUGCACCUCACGGACGUCGGAUCGCAGUCAAACAGCCAGCAGAAGCAGGGACUCCAGAUCAUAUGUGUCAAAUGACAGCAGGACCUCUCGCCAGUCAAGGAGGUGUGCUUCAACUAGGAAGGUUUUAAAAGAGGCAGCGGUACAGACGCAGCCUGAUCCACUGGCUUACACACAGCCCACAGGUAUGGCUACUUUGGGUCCUGCAGUGGGCAUGACUUACAUGGAUCCCACCCCGAUGGUCGCUCACACUCUCAGUGCAGAAAAGGUGGAAGCUCUCAGCACCUUCAACCCAGCUGCAUUCGCCCUCAACGAAAUGUUCAAACAGCAGCUCGCCAUGAUAAGGCAGUUCAUCGACAGCAACCGACACCUUCACUCCAGCCUGGUGCAGAGCCUAAGACCACCAAACUACAGGUACACCACACUGGAGGACACCAAGGAGCACAUUCACAAGCAUAGACGUCCCACACUGACAGUGGAGGAGGCCUUAGAGGAAGUGCUGCAGGAGAUGAGAGACAACCAUCAUAUCUGACCACUGGUACUCAGUGUCUGGAUCACUGAAGGGAUUUGCCAUGUCUUUCUCAGUAAAUAAGUUUUAUACAUAAUCAAAUUACAUUUUUCUACUAUGAGAGGAAUUACAGUAUUUCUUGUUAAUCAGAUGAGAACAUGCCAUGAAGAGUGGAUGCUUUUGUUAAAGUGCUAUCGUGUCAUAGAGUUUUUAAUUUGUGUCAAAGGGCCCAGACACACCAAGACGACAGCUGGCCGUCAGUCAAUAUCAGGCCACCAUUGAGCGCCUGUCACCCUAGUUUUUGCUGUGUCCCACAGUUGGCACUAGUCGGCCCUUGUCAGCUCUUUCGGCUGUUUUGGCACACUGAAUCAGAGACAUCGGAGAACGUACAUGGUAGUUGACCGUUGGCUGUAGUCUCUGGAUUGGUGUGUCUGGGCCUAAAGUUAAAAUCAUGCAGUGUGUACUCUGUUUAUGAGAUGGAUCAUUUUGUAAAGUCAGUGUGUGAUUCGAAUGAGAUGGCCUCUGUCCUUCUCUUUUAAUGCACAAGUUAAAUAAAUCCUUAAAGAGGAAAA
This is a messenger RNA of Epinephelus lanceolatus (giant grouper), 3164 nucleotides long. NCBI's taxonomy places the organism in Eukaryota, Metazoa, Chordata, Actinopteri, Perciformes, Serranidae. The record is from RefSeq and is a predicted model, not a curated record.